Schistosoma turkestanicum is the source of this 282-nucleotide messenger RNA. Lineage: Eukaryota; Metazoa; Platyhelminthes; Trematoda; Strigeidida; Schistosomatidae. The record is from the annotation of a GenBank genome assembly.
AUGAAUAAUUUCUCUUUAUCUAUACUGAUCAACAAUGAUAUGAUGACUACAACGACCACAUCGACAACAACAAGUACUACUACUCAAUUGAAUACAAGUAGUACAAACAGUAACAACACAUGUAUUGAUCAUUUUCCCUGGUUAGAAGUAUUUCAUCAAAAUUAUCAACCUAUUCAUGUUUAUUUAUGUUUAAUUCUAUGCCCAAUCGGUGUAAUAGCCAAUACGUUGAAUGUUGUUGUUUUAUGUCAACCACGUUUACGUAGUCCAACUAAUUAUUGCUGA